This is a messenger RNA of Eriocheir sinensis (Chinese mitten crab), 2693 nucleotides long. Its product is annotated as major facilitator superfamily domain-containing protein 6-like. The transcript is spliced from 11 exons. The record is from RefSeq and is a predicted model, not a curated record. NCBI's taxonomy places the organism in Eukaryota, Metazoa, Arthropoda, Malacostraca, Decapoda, Varunidae. Gene Ontology annotation, cellular component: membrane. The coding region runs from base 519 to 2249 and encodes 576 amino acids.
AGUGACGCUACGCUGGUGGAUGUACGGGACACAGACGCCACAGGAUCACGCAGGAUAUUGGUCUGCUGAUAAACACGUCACUGACAACCGCCAGCACUCACUCCCUUGCUCCCUUAGCGCUGGGACAUCACACAUAAACGCUGCCCUCUGCCCCUUCAAGUGCGUCUGUGUGUGUUUGUGUGUUUACUCGAGUUGGUUCAGCGGCCGAAAGAUACUGUGAAGAGUGAGUUAGCGGUGAUGAUUCUGCCGUGGUGAGGUGUGGAAAGGAAUGACAGUCGGCGCUUCUGGUAGUACUGACGUGGGUUAACAGCCAAAUGAAAAGUGACAUCCGAUACACAAACUCACACAACAUAAAAACAAAUGAAAAGAGAUAAGAAAGAUUAAAAAAUGGCAAAGAAAGAAAACCAGACGAACAGGGAAGCAAGAAAACCAGCCACCGUACUAAACCCGAGACGGAGAACACAGGAGCCGGCGACAGUAUAAGCACAUCAGGAUACCAAGAACUUCAAGCCACCAAGAUGAGGGUCGACCGGCGGCUGUUCCCGAUCAAGCUGCACUACUUCCUUCGCUUCAUGGGCACGGGUCCGCUGACGGUGAUCCUAUCGGUGAUCACCCGACAGAUGGGUGUCCCGGACAAGGUGGUGGGCGACAUCUGGGCGGUACUUCCCUUCAUCAGCAUGGUUGCCAAGACCUCAGCAGGAGCCAUCGCGGACGCCACACGAGGCCACCGAGCAGUGUUCCUGGGCGGCCUAAUCCUCAUGGUUUCCUCCCUCACCGCCCUCUACUGGGUCCCGGACAUGCCCAACUCUCCCUCCUCCUCUCCCACUAACUCCUCCAAUCCUGACAUCCUCUCCUCCACCUCAACCCUGCCUCCAUUCCCCAUUACCUCCACUGCACACAACGUCUUCUUCUCCUCGAACUUCUCUACUUCCCCUCUCGUCUCCUCCCACCCCUCGGUCACCCUAGCCUCCGAUCAGCCGCCCGCCGAAGUAGAUGAAGGUGUUACUGCGACGCCCGUCCCCGCCUCGGCACCCGACCCAAAAGGCGGCGACAUCGGAAGGCUGCUGUCGACGUACGAGUUCUGGGUGCUGUUCCUGUGCCUGCUGGGCCAGUACUGCGGCCACGUCACCGUCAUCACCAUGCAGGAGACGGUGUGCUUCCAGCUGCUCGGCGAGGAGCGGCACAAGUACGGGCAGCAGCGGGUCUGGGGCACCGUCGGCAUCGGGUUGUCUGCGAUCAUCUCGGGGGCCCUCGUCGAUCUGUACUCCAAGUGGAUAGGGAGGAAGGACUACCUGCCGGCUCACAUCCUCACCGCCGCGUUCCUCGUGGCGGACAUCUUCUUGGUGGCGCGUCUCAAGUUCCCGCAGCCGGAGAGGAGGAAGGGCUCGUCGGACCUGCAGGCUCUCUGGCGCCCUCACGUCGUCCUCGUCCUGGUCAGUACGGGCGUGGUGGGCGUGGUGUCGGGGGUGAUAUGGACCUUCGAGUUCAUACUGGUGAUUGACGUGGCCACGGAAUGGGACCAAGGCUUCUCCCACCAACGUCUGCUCCUUGGUCUGCUAACAGGCGUGCAGUGCUUCCUGGCUGAGGUGCCCUUCUUCAUACUGGCAGGUCGCAUCAUCCAGUGGUUGGGUCACGCUAACGCCCUCUUCUUCUCGUUGCUGGGAUUCACGCUGCGCCUCAUCCUCUACUCCUUCGUCUACAACCCGUGGUGCUUCGUGCCCAUCGACAUCCUCCACGGGGUGUCCUUCGCCGUCGCCUACCCCUGCUUCACCUCCUACGCCAGCACUGUGGCUCCCAAGGGCUCCGAGGCCACCACGCAAGCCAUCUUCGGCGCCACGUUCUUUGGGAGCACGGGUGUGGGCGGACUGGUGGGCGGGCGGCUGUUCGCGGCGGUGGGCGGGCGUCAGACCUUCCUGCUGAUGGGCGUGGGUACGUGCGUGUACUCGAUCCUCUUCUUCCUGGUUCACUGGGUCAUCAACAGGCUCACGCGAUCCACAGGGAUUGUGAGCAGAGUGGACGCGGCUGAGGCGGCGACACCGAUGACAAAUGCAAGAGAAGAGACGGAAGAGUCGGACGAGAAGCAGGCGGAGGAGGGGGAGAAGAAAAAGAAGAAGGGGGAGGAGGAGAGAAAGGAGGUGAAGAUGGACCUGAUCGAGAUACGAAAACCAAAGAAAGGUUUGACAGAUUCCGUGAGGGUUGUGAGUUACCGAAGGACUGGAGACUUAAGUGAAGGAUGGAAGAAUAAUUAAAAGAGGACACGAAUGAAGGAGGUAAAAACAAUGAGGAAAUAAUGGAAGGAAGAGAGAAGAAAAGGGGGUGAAAGUAUAGAUGAGUAGGAGCGAAUGAGUGUUGGAAGAGUAGAGCAGAGAGGGUUAGAGGAAAGGUAACUAAGAUAGAGAGAUUGAGUGGAAAGGAAUGAGGGUUGGAAGGAUAGAUGAAAGAGGGAUAAGGGAAGGAAAGGAGGAAGGAAGGAAGGAAGGAAACAAAGAUGAAGAGACCAAUGAGGGGAUGAAGGAAAAAAAAAAGAAAGAAAGAAAGGCAGGAAGGAAGGAAGGAAGGAAGGACGAUAACUGUUAGGGAAAGAUAUAAAAAGACAAAUAAAUGAAUACUCUUGAAACCAAAGAAAACAAUGAAGAAAACACGGAGAAAACUGAUAACGAAAACAAGAGGAAACUGUCUCGACUUGGGCCGUG